AGUGCAAAACCCAAAUACAGAAGUCCACAAAAAAUAUUUUUUGCUAUCUAAGCGUGCCGAUAAACAGAGAAUAAAAAAAAAACAAGUUCACGCGGAUUAAAAAAAAAAAGGUCUCUUCACCGUAGCCGAGUUUCAAACUCGAUGAGGACGAUCCCAAGUCCAGCGCGCUUUUGGGUUCUCGCCCCCCCACCACGCUCCCGUCUAAGUUGAAUAGGCAGACGACGACGUUCACUUGUUAUAUUGUAUUACGUAAUAGUUACCCCCUCUUUUGGAAAUUACCCCCACCCGCCCGUCCGUCUGCUGUGCCGCCGUGGAUGAUGCUGCCUGUGAGAACGAUGCCGACGUUUUUAUAUGCCAUGUUGUUAGUGUACUUUUUACUAGCCAUCAGAGCGCUGCUUUUUUCAUACCUUUUUGUUUUCGUUUUUUGCCGUCGCGAUCUACACGGUAGCAAACUUAACUUAACUCGCCGCCGAAACAUAUUUAAAGUGCUUUUUUUAUUUAUAUACAAUUAACAUAUAUAAAUAAAUUUUUUAUUAUUUUUCUUAAACGACAGUGUGAUUUUAUAAGUGUUUCUCUAUGUACUUUCGUUAAGUUUUUAUUUUGAACAAAAAGAAAAAUACUCAAACUGGAGUCCAGGUUAGAUUACCGUACAGGGGGACUGGAUUUCCACAAUCCCCCGAUGCUCCUGGAAAACAACACAAAUUACAGCCACCUUCAACGCUCUAUCGACACUCUCCGAUCCCUCGGAGACCGUUUGGGCGAUAGAAACGUCGAUCUGAGACUCAACCUUCAUCAAGAUCGCAACUAUGAUAGAUCGUCACAAAUGACGAACGGUUUAGAAUUAAACUUGAGUUUAAAUCCCGACCGGCUGUUACAGGAGAGAAUGCAACAGGAGAGAAGUCUCGAACGCCUGUUGAAUGAAAGAACCAUGCAAGAACAACGUAUGAACCUCGACCACAGUCUUAGUAUAGAACGUUUAAAUUUAGAGCGAAGUUUAACUCAGAGCUUAGAUAGAAAUCUCAACAUUUCUCAAAACGCCGAUAGAAAUUACAACGACAGACCGAGUUUGAUGAACGAUCGCGCUUUGAUGGACAGAAAUUUAAAUUCUUUAGAUAGAAAUUUGAACAAUGAAAGAAUGGGGUACACUAAUGAUAGAUUGACCGAUAGACUGAGGCUUGACGGCAGUGAUAUGAGACAUAGUGAUAUUAGUAGAGAUUUUAAUAGGGACGUGAACGAUUUGAAAUAUAGGGAAUAUAAAACACACUUGGAGAAUUUAAGGUCGGAAAGUUCAAGGUCGUUGGAAAGAGGGAACGACGAGGAUCGGGGGACGACGCCCUCCACGCCUCCUACCCCCAUAUCCGUCGGCGAAAACUUCCAAGAAGAAAAGGUGAGUCUUCUUUAUUCGCCCGUAAAAUUUUUAUAUCCAAAAAAAAAAAAACUAUUAAUAAUAAAAAUAUAUAAUUCGUUCAGGAUAUUUUAUGAAAUAAAAAUAUAUAUAAUGUGUCCAAUUAAGUUAUAUAUUACGAAAAAACUUUUAUCAAAUUACAAAAAAUUAUAAAUCAUAUCAAAAUGUACAUAGUCGUGUCAAUAAAAUAUUUAUAUAUUAAUGAAUUUAUGAAUAUUUUAAUUGCCGUAUUAUUAUAUUUGACUCGAAUAAAUAUAUCGGUUUAAAAUUUUGAAUAUUUCAUCGCAAAAUGUACAAGUUUUUAGAAUAAUAAAUCAAAAAUUUGAACCAAAUUUUACUUAAACUUCAAAACUUCAGUCGAAAAAGUUUCGGGUCCUAAAAACAUACAAUUUUUGGAUAUAUUACUUUCAUCUACACAAAAUAAUACAUUUUUUUUGGUAACAACCACAAUUUUG
This is a messenger RNA of Diorhabda sublineata, 1860 nucleotides long. RefSeq lists its product as uncharacterized. Lineage: Eukaryota; Metazoa; Arthropoda; Insecta; Coleoptera; Chrysomelidae. The record is from RefSeq and is a predicted model, not a curated record. The transcript has a single exon. Bases 680 to 1558 code for a protein of 292 amino acids.